Molecule: messenger RNA, 1708 nt
Organism: Lucilia cuprina (Australian sheep blowfly)
Lineage: Eukaryota; Metazoa; Arthropoda; Insecta; Diptera; Calliphoridae
Product: XK-related protein 4
Exons: 5
Coding region: 137-1531 (464 amino acids)
Biological process (GO): engulfment of apoptotic cell; apoptotic process involved in development; phosphatidylserine exposure on apoptotic cell surface
Cellular component (GO): plasma membrane
Source: RefSeq, a predicted model, not a curated record
UAAAAAAAUUAAAUGUAAAUUAUAACAAAACCAAAGCAAAAAACACAAAACAACAUUCCAAAGUAAUAAACUAAAUAAAAUGUUAAUUAAUUUCAUAAAAUAAACUAAGAAAACCAUUAGAAAAACUACAAUAAACAUGAAUCAAAUAUCGAAUAACAAAAGUGAAAAUAAACCCCCACUAACAAAUACAACUAUUCUAACGUAUACUGCGGGUUCUAGCAGUAGUGCAGCUAAUGAAGUCAUAGAAACAACAAAUGAAUUGAGUGCGCUGCAGUGUAAACCGUAUUUGUUAAUGCAACAGCAGCAAAGCCGAGAGAAACACUUGAAACAAUUGCAUCCAGCUCAUCAUUUUAGCUUUGGUAGUAUAGCAAAGUUAAGACAAAAUUCAUGGAUGGAAGUGGAUGCUUAUAGAGGUGAUGGUGGCAUGGGCCUAAAGGCUGGAGAUUCUAAUGCUAGCAUUAGUUAUGGAGAGAUUCUUUCGACAGCAAUUUCCAUAAUAUUUCGUGCAAUAACUGUGUGUAUUAAUGUCAAAUUGGCUAUGAGUUAUUAUAGUCAAGGACAUCAAGAUUACUUUAUAUGGACCGUAAUAUGUAUAGUGACACCCAUGAUUGUAACAAUUCUAAUACAUGCCAAUAUGUGCUAUCAGGAUGAUAAAUUUAGCGGUGGUUUUUGUCAAUUUCUACAAACUCUUUGUUUGGUUUUAAUAUCUUCAUUUUUGUUUCGCUAUUGGAAUUCUUUAACUUAUGCCAUCAAGUGUAAGAGGGCUGAGAUAAGGGGCGAUAAGUUGGAGCAAUUAAAAAACUACAAACUAAAUAUACGAGAAGAAAGUGAUGUAGCGUUUAUAAGACUAUUUGAGUGUUUUCUGGAGGCAGCACCACAGAAAAUAUUACAAAUAUCAAUAGUUUUAGCCCACAUAGAUAAAAUCACAAAUUUACAAACUAUAGCCAUAAUCUCGUAUUUUGGCAGCAUGGCCUGGUGUCUAUCCGUCUAUCAUCGUUAUAAUCGUUAUUCACAAAGUGAUAAAUACAAUAUAAGUACAAAUGGUGUAAUUUUACAAUUAUGUUGGCAUUUUUGUAUAGCAGUCUCCCGCUCGCUUUGUAUAUCUUUUGUAGCCAGCAUUUUCCCCUUGUGGCUUCUAAUCGCUUGUCUAGUCCAUGCUUUACUCUUUGGUUUUGUCACCUUUAUAGUUGAACGUCCCAAAUUUGCCCGCUGUUCUUUUUGUAAUUUCCUUUUCUGUUUGGUCUUGGGUAUAGUUUAUAUUUUCACGUAUAUUUCUGUACGUGAUGCUCCCACUCGCUAUAAAUAUCUCUGCUAUUAUAUAUUUUGUUCUCUAGAGAAUAUCGUUUGUGUUUUAUUGUUUAUUUUCUAUGCUGAUAAUGAUUUACGAUCGUUGGCUGUAUUAUUUUAUCCUUUGUGUGCCAUGGCAUUGGCAUUUUACUAUGUGGGCAUAGUAUUUAUGGUUAUUUAUUAUUUGUACUUCCAUCCGCGUAUUACAGCCAGAAAUUCGAAACGUAUUAUUAACAAUAAUUGAAUGAAUUCCAAAGUUAUUUAAUAAUUAGUAUAUAAGAUGGACUAACGACACAAUAAUUACAAAGAAUAUGAAUAUUUAUAUCACAAAUUUACUCAUUUAGAUUUAAGAUAACUAUAGAAAUAUUUUUAAAUAUUUAUGAUUUAAGAAUUACAAUAAAAUGCAAUAUUUUGUAUGGAA